GAACCAUCACUUUCUAACAUCACUUGGUAUAUAAAAACAUACCUUGACAAGUAAACCUACACAAACUUCCACAAAACCAGACGGAGAAGAUGCCUGAAUACUGUGUAACUGGAGGAACAGGCUUCAUAGCUGCUUACUUAGUGAAAGCCUUGCUAGACAAGGGCCAUGUUGUCCGCACCACGGUUCGAAACCCAGAGGAUGGGGGGAAGGUGGGUUAUUUGUGGGAGUUUAAUGGAGCCAAGGAAAGGCUCAAGGUGUUGAAAGCUGAUUUGAUGGUGGAAGGAAGCUUUGAUGAGGCUGUACGAGGCGUCGAUGGAGUCUUCCACACUGCAUCACCCGUUCUUGUUCCAUACGACGACAAUGUUCAGGCAAAUUUGAUUGAUCCAUGUAUAAAGGGCACACUGAAUGUUCUGAAUUCAUGCUCAAAAGCACGUGUGAAACGGGUUGUGCUCACCUCUUCUUGCUCUUCAAUAAGAUAUCGUUACGAUGCCCAGCAGGCCUCUCCUCUCAACGAAUCACAUUGGAGUGAUGCUGAGUACUGCAAACACUACAAUCUCUGGUAUGCUUAUGCAAAAACUACAGCAGAGAAGGAGGCCUGGAGAAUUGCUGGGGAGAGCGGAAUGGAUCUCGUUGUGGUGAAUCCGUCGUUCGUGGUUGGUCCUCUGCUAGCACCACAACCAACCAGCACUCUAUAUAUGAUACUGGCUAUACUGAAAGGUUCAAGAGGGGAGUACCCGAACACGACAGUAGGAUUUGUGCACAUAGAUGAUGUGGUAGCUGCGCACAUUUUAGCAAUGGAGGAAAGCAAAGCGUCGGGAAGGCUGAUAUGUUCGAGCUCGGUUGCGCACUGGUCGGAGAUCAUUAAGAUGCUGAGGGCCAAAUAUCCAUCCUAUCCAUAUGAAAACAAGUGUAGCAGCGUGGAAGGAGACAGUAAUCCACAUAGCAUGGAUACCAGUAAAAUUGCUCAGCUGGGAUUUCCACCUUUCAAAACGCUUGAAACAAUGUUCGAUGACUGCAUCACUAGUUUCCAACAGAAAGGAUUUCUAUGAAAGAAUCGCACAAGGCUUUGCUUUUGAGUGCGUUCCAAGUUUCGUUUUCUCGUUUGUGUUUUGUUAUGUUCUUCUUUUCCUUUGAUUUCAGUUAAUCAAAAGGAAAGAGACAUUCCUCGCUUUGAUUUGAAUCCAAAGAGAACAGUUAAUCA
Malus domestica (apple) is the source of this 1201-nucleotide messenger RNA. Its product is annotated as tetraketide alpha-pyrone reductase 2-like. Lineage: Eukaryota; Viridiplantae; Streptophyta; Magnoliopsida; Rosales; Rosaceae. The record is from RefSeq and is a predicted model, not a curated record. Gene Ontology annotation, molecular function: oxidoreductase activity, acting on the CH-OH group of donors, NAD or NADP as acceptor.